AUGCAACAAAGCAAAUCUUCACCUGUACUGAUAGGGUUCAUUCAAGAUCCAAAUCCAAAUCCCAAUCCUAACAGUUCUAAUUCAAACCAGGCCAAGAGGAAAAGAAAUCUUCCAGGAACCCCAGAUCCAGAUGCAGAAGUGAUAGCACUGUCCCCAAAGUCUCUGAUGGCAACAAACAGAUUCAUAUGUGAAAUUUGCAACAAGGGUUUCCAAAGGGACCAGAAUUUGCAGUUACACAGAAGAGGUCAUAAUCUGCCAUGGAAGCUUAAACAAAGAAACAACAAAGAAGUAAUCAGAAAGAAGGUUUACAUAUGCCCUGAAAAAACCUGUGUCCAUCAUGACCCUUCAAGGGCACUCGGAGAUCUUACAGGAAUCAAGAAACAUUACAGCAGAAAGCAUGGAGAAAAAAAAUGGAAGUGCGAAAAAUGCUCGAAAAAAUACGCUGUUCAGUCUGAUUGGAAAGCUCAUAGUAAGAUUUGUGGGACUAGAGAAUAUAAAUGUGACUGUGGAACCCUUUUCUCCAGAAAGGAUAGCUUUAUCACACACAGAGCCUUUUGUGAUGCAUUAGCAGAAGAAAGUGAAAGAUUUACUUCAGUUCCUUCUGCAAAUUUGAGUUUCAGAAACGAAUUGCUUAGUAAUAUUCAAAAUGCUGGUAGCUCGCAGUUUUCUGGUGUUUUUAGGCCAGAACUUACAGGAUUGGAACAAGGAAACCAGCUGAAUCUGGAUUUGCAAAAACCGAGGCUGCCAAUUUGGCUAGAAAAUGCCAAUUCUCAUCUGAAUUCCAUUGGAAAUCCAACUGGUUCUAAUGCUUUCUUGGGUACAAGUUCAACAAGCUUGCCUGAAUUGGUGCAAAUGGCUUCACAGAAUCAGUGGUUCAGUAGGGGCCAAGUGUUAUCAUUUACAGGUGGAAAUUCUUCAUCUUCUGCAUUGAAUAGGGUACUGAAAGAGGAAGAAGAAAACAAAGGAAAUUUGACUGAAACCAUAAAUUCAUUGUAUUACACCAAUACCCAUAAUCAGCCAGAAACAAAUCUACCAGCUCCUAUGUCUGCUACUGCACUAUUGCAGAAAGCAGCCCAAAUGGGGUCAACCAGAAGCAGCUCUGCCAUUUUUGGUACUGAUUUUGGGCUAAUGAGCUCAUCUUUUUCUAGUCUUUGCAACUUCAAUUCUUUGAACCAAAGCAGAAAUGAAGUUCAGAAUCUUGAAAAAGCUGAGAAUUUGAAUGGAUUAAUGGUUUCCACGUGUGCUUCAACAAUGUCUACUAAUCACGGAGAUGGUUUGUUCCUUGGUGAUAUACCCGCUAGCCCAAUAAUGGGCAGUUCAAGAAAUUCAGACCCUGCAAUGAUGAUGUCAAAGAUUACUGGGAAUCAAAACCAAUCAACUGGAAGUGAAGCUACAAACAGUCUCACUAGAGAUUUUCUUGGAGUGGAAGGAAGUGAACAUCGACAAUUCUUGCAACAGAAUGAGUUAUCAAAGUUUGCUUUAAUGGGUUCUGCAAUGGACUUGAGCCAUUACAGCAAAAAUCACUGA
This is a messenger RNA of Fraxinus pennsylvanica, 1527 nucleotides long. NCBI's taxonomy places the organism in Eukaryota, Viridiplantae, Streptophyta, Magnoliopsida, Lamiales, Oleaceae. The record is from the annotation of a GenBank genome assembly.